ACACACGCGACACCAAAGGCAUUCUAGAAGAAGGUCUCGCGCCGGUGGCAUGGUGACAGAAUCAGUCUGUCCGCUUUGUGAGAAAAAUAGUUUUCGGACUCUGGACCGCAGAGUGGUACCUUUAUCUUCAGUGAGUAUGAGGAGAUCCCACGUGUCGGAGUGAACAGAAGCCUUGGUGCAGCUCCAUAGGACGCCAAUGGGAAACUCUUACGCAGGCCAGCUGCGGUCCACGCGCUUCGAGGAGGUCCUCCACAACUCCAUCGAGGCGUCCCUGAGGUCAAACACUGUGGUUCCUCGGCCAGUCUUCUCUCAGCUUUAUCUUGAGACAGAGCAGCUGUUUAUGCAGGAUGGCCGUGCAUUCAAUGAUGAUGAAGAUGAUGAAGAUGACUCGGAGUCUAACAGUCCACCAAUACCCUACCAGAUGAAACCUCCACCAGAGGGAUGCUGCACCACAGACGGCUUUUGUCAGGCUGGCAAAGAUCUGCGUUUGUCCUCGCUUGCAUCAGUGAACUUGGAUGUUCCUCCUGGGUUCAUGCUAGUUGGGGUAAAAUCCCCCUCCCUCCCUGACAACCUGCUGGUCUGUGCUGUGGACCACCGCUUCCUGCCAGACGAACGGGGUCGAAACGCCCUGCUUGGUUUCUCGGGAAACUGUAUGGGCUGCGGAGAAAAAGGUUUCCGUUACUUCACAGAGUUUUCCAACCACAUUAACCUGAAGCUCAGCACCCAGCCCAAGAAACAGAAGCACUUAAAAUACCAACUAUACCGCAAUAACCAGGGCAUACUGGUCAAGGGCGCUCCCAUCUGCUGGAGGGGGAAUGAUGGCAGGAUAAGACAGAUAAGAUCCAGUCUCUCUGAGGGCCCCCUGACACCAGAUGAACGAUCGUCAAACCUGGCUUUAACCCACACGCCAGGCAGUGUCACAGGAUCACAUGUAGAGCCUCAGACAGCUGAUGUCCCCACUACGUUGAUAAAUGGGAACCACACAGGAGCUUCCUCCAUUUCCCAUCCACCUUUAAAUCAAUCAGGACCUGGUAGACCCUCUGCUACAGGUCCUCAUGUCAACGCUGGCCCCCCAAAAAAGAGACACAAAGGGUGGUCACCUGAUUCAUCUGCUAACAGCCUGACAGACAGUGCUGUUAAGUCUGCCCAGACGUCAGUCGCCUCAUCAAAAUUAUCAGCGACCUCUGUCAUCACAAAUGGAGCGAGAUCAGAAGCUACAUCCCUGCAGAGCUCAUCGCGGGGGUCUUCAAGUCAACUUUCAACCCCUGAGGUGUCUGUAGCAGUGCCUGAUCAGCUGCUACACACCUGCAGGCUGCAGCCUGUUAUAUUUAAAGGUCACGGCCCUCUUCCUCAGCUCACAGGCAACACAAGUGAUGUACUCAUCAGUUCUCUUCUUCGGAGUUGUUACCUGAGUUCACAAACCCUCCCCAGAGUCUACCAGCAUUAUGGACCAUCCCCUAUUCAACCUCUCUCUGCUGAGAUGCAGAUUCUGCUCACCAUUUAUUAUCUCGUUCAGCUGGGCCCCGAGCAGGUGCCACUCAUUGAGGACUUGGAGCAGAUAUUCAUGAGAUCAUGGCGGGAAUCUCACCUCACUGAGAUCCGACAGUUUCAGCAGUCUCAAUCACAAGGGACUCAAGGAAGGAACUAUGGCAUAGAGGUACCUCCUACCUUGCAUGGGUUCCCCCAGCUUCUCUCUUUACCUCCCCAGAGUCAGCAGCCCCUCACCCCUAGUCAGCUUCCCUGGCUCGCCCAGCUCGCUGCCUCAUCCUGUGGGGAGAGUGUGGUGGUGAUGGAAGAAGAUGUGAAAACCUUGGCUCAGGGACUUCAGCAAAUGUUCAGCAGACUGAUGGAUGGACGGCUUAAAAACACAAACUAUGUGGUCAUCAUUGUCACUUCACCAGGACAAGAAACUCAGUCCUGUGUGGUUGUAACAGGUAAACAUCAGUGCCGUGCCUUAGCAGAGAGCAUGUUUUCUCCCAAUGAGGGACUUAGAGAAAUCAGCCACCAGCUCCACACUGAUGCUGCUCAGGAACUUAUCCACUAUUGCAAUUCCCUUGGACAAGGUGGUAACAUGGAUUCCCUCCUGGACUGUGCCAGUGUGGAGCACAGUGAGGUAUCACCCCGAUCCAGUAGCCAGAUAGUAGCUGAAGGGAAGACUCCAAAGAUCCCACAUAGCCCCAAAGAUACACCGAGCGCUAAAGAGACCAUAUCAAACCCCAAAGAAACUUGUUUAGAAUAUAGAGUAAAUUGGUGUGAGGUUCGUCCGAUCCAGCUGGCAGUAGCUAGAAAGCUGCUGUCCCAUGUUUGUGCCAUUGCAGACUCCAGCACACAGAACCUGGACCUCGGUUCCUUUAACAGGGUCAGUUUUCUCAUCCUUGUUCCACCUUCUGAAGUCUCCUUUCAGCAGACGGUUCUUCACCUCUGGAGCUCUGGUGUUCUUCAGGAGCUCGGUAGUUCAGAGGAAGAAGUUGUGUCUCAGAGAGACGCAGAGCGUUAUGUGGUAAAGAUGGACCAAAGCGCUCAGUCACGUAUCGAUAAACUCAUCCAGGAAGCACAGAGCAACUCCUACACGCUCUACAUCCUGGUUCAUGACCACGCCCACUGGGAUAUUAGCAGCAUGUCCUACAGCUGCACAGACAGCAGUCUGGGUCUUGUGGAUCGGCUGUUAAACUCCCGACAAGUAAAAGAUGCCACAAACAUCUUGAUUCUGCACGUCACCUCCUUCCCCUUCGCUUUGCAGACACAGUGCACUCGUAUUAGCCCCUACAAUGAGAUACACUGGCCAUCUGCAUUCAGCAAUGAUGUGGACCUUUAUCAUGAGAAGACAAGGUACUUUGGUGUGUCAGAACUUUUGGAGUCGACCCGCUCAGGAAGCAGCCUGCCGCUGUUGCGAUAUGAUUCCUCCUUUGAGAGCAUGACAUCAACCCUGGAAGAAAGAUUUCCAAAGCUGCACAGUGCUGUUAUCAGAACUACAGUGUUAAUCCAGCAAUACUGUGUGGCUCUAAUGGCUGCAUCUGGUAAAAUCAGCAGCUCUCACAAUCUCCACAAACACACCUCUGUGGAAACCAUGGAAAUUGUACAAUCUCUGCUCACUGCCGCGCAGCAGUGCCCCGCCCAUCAUGGUCACAUGGUUUUGCUGCGGAUCCCCUCUCUGGCGCUGGCAUCUUGGGCCCAUCGACGGCUGUCCAGAGUGAGAAGACAGUUGGGUCUUGAGGAAUGCUUUGAAAUUAUUCUGGGGAAUCCUAGCCAAGCUCUGACAAUCAGUCAGACUUUCACUGAUCAGAUCAGGAGUUUCUUAAAGAUCCAAGAUGCUGAAUGGGUUCCUCAUACUUACUUAGAACUGGAAGCUCUACCCUGCAUCCUGAUCUUGUCAGGCGCUGAGCCGCUUGGAGAGUCCUUACCCAGAUCAUUGAAGUAUUGUGACCUCCGCGUGAUUAGCUCCUCAUACCUUCAACGAACAUCUCUGGAGCAGGAAUUGGGACUGGCUGCUUAUCUGGUUAAGGCAGAGUCACGACUGCCACACAACCAUGGACCAGGAAGCGAUGUGAUCGAAAGUGAUGCUGAGAAACUCAGCAGCACCGACAAUGAAGAGGAGGAGGGACAGGAGAAUGGAGAUUCUCCUUCACAGUCCUCUCAGCCCCUUCAGCAAUGCCCUGAUAGUAGAACUGUAGAUCCCCUCCCAUCUCGAAAUGCAACCUCUCCUAAUGCAAUUAAAGACAUCUCUGAUAAUGUACAGUCUCCCUCUAAAGUCCAAACUCAACUUCAGUCGCAGACCUCUUCUCAGGCAUAUUUCCAAACUACUUAUUGCUUCCAAAACCAACCCCAAGUUCCAAGUAAUCUCCCGGUCCAGCUGGCACAGCCCCAAGGUCAAAGUCAGUCAUCGUUUCUAACAAAUGCUCAAUCCUACAAUCUGACAGCCUCCCAGCAACAGCCUGUUUCUCAGCCUCAAAUUCCCCCCAAACCUUUUUCUGAAUCUUCUUCGCCACGGGCCUCCUCUCCUCAUCUGAGCUGCUCCUGGGCUAGGGGAUUGAGUCGUCCUCCAUCGGUGCUACUUCCUCGUGCUCUCUAUGACAUUAUCACAGCCAGUGACAGCAGUGGCCUUCCACGGUGCACUUCAUUCUUGCCACACAUAUCUGUUGCAUGGGCAAGCAGCUUUAGACCGCAGCUUAGUAAAAUGAUGACCUGCACAGAACAGUCACUCUAUUAUCGUCAGUGGACGGUACCUCGGUCCUACCACAUGGACAGCACCAACCGCACUGAAGGACGAACAGACAAUUUCCAUCCUCGCAGGCUGCUGCUUAGUGGCCCCCCACAGGUGGGUAAGACGGGGGCAUACCUGCACUUCCUGGGCCUACUGUCUCGCAUGCUGAUCAGGCUAAUGGAGGUGGAUAUCUACGAUGAGGAGGACAUCCACUGCACAGCCCAGGUUGAAGAGGUGCAGUACCACCCUCCCAAUGCUCCAUGGCCCAAAACGGAGGUUAUAAAAACGAUGCCAUUUGACUACACCAUCCAUGAUUCAAAAUAUGAUGACAUCAGCAUUGUAUACUGUCCUGGAUUUAAACCACGAGCCGAUGAAAACCCUAUGCGGCAAGAGGAUGUGUAUCUGCGACGACGGACAUCUAGGAUAAAGCUAUCUAAGUAUGCAGCGUACAAUACCUAUCAUCAUUGUGAGCAGUGCCAUCAGUACCUUGGCUUUAAUCCCAGAUAUCAGAUGUAUGAGUCUACACUGCAUGCCUUCACAUUCACCCAUCUUCUACUCGGAGAAGACAUCCAGCUGUAUUUCAUCAUCCCAAAGUCUAAAGAGCAUCACUUCAGCUUCAGCCAGACAGGUGGUCAACUUGAGAGCAUGCGUCUGCCUCUCACUUCUGACCGGAACCCAGACUGCAUUAAGAGUCCAAUCUUUACCCCGACCACUGGCCGCCACGAGCAUGGUUUGUUCAACCUAUUCCAUGCAAUGGAUGGAGCAUCACAUCUACACAUCCUUGUAGUGAAAGAGUAUGAGAUGGCCGUCUACAAGAAGUAUUGGCCCAACCACAUCAUGCUAGUGCUACCUACUGUCUUCAACGGAGCUGGUAUAGGUGCAGCUCACUUCCUGAUAAAAGAGCUUUCUUACCACAACUUAGAGUUGGAGCGCAGUCGGCGUCUUGAAGGUGGAGGCCCAGCUGGUGAUGUUUGGCCCUUCAUCAUCCUCGCUGAUGACUCCUGUGUAAUGUGGAACGCUGUAGACAAUGAGAAACUAAGUUCUCCAGCUGAACGUGCUGUGUCACUAAAACAAGUCUUACAGCACAUGGAGGGCUGUCCAGACCUUGCUCAGUAUGGUCUGUGUGGUAUAAGGAAGUGGAACAGCCGAGGAUUGGCAGGUGUCAAACAGUGGGAACCGUUCUCCAGAGGUCAUGUUCAUGACUUCCUCCUUCUCAAUGUUGACCGAAGUCAGAAUGUCCAGUACGACCAAAACCGCUUCACGUGUCAUGAUGUGGACUUCACCCUGAGGCUGCACAGCGCAGGACUGCUUGUCUGCAAGUUUAAUAACUUCAGCGUCAUGAAGAAGCAGAUUGCCAUUGGCGGAUACAGGACAUUCAUUAUCAAGACCAAGAUGACAGAUGUCUCCACAUCAGUCGGUCCCUCACAGUACAUCUGUGCCCCAGACAGUAAGCAUCUCUUCUUGGCCUCACCACCUCAUCUGCUCUUGGAAAAAUAUCUCCAACACACCAGCCAGAAACUGUUUCCCCUCAGCACCAAGAACUACACCCACCCUGUUCUGUCUGUGGAUUGUUACCUCAACCUGGGACCUGAGGUAACGGUGUGUUUUGUCAGUUCCAGACCUCACUGCGUUAACAUCAACACUGCUGGGUUGGUGUUCAGUGGGCUUCUUCUCUGCUUUCCUGACACAUUUGUGACCUCUGGGUUCCUCAAGAAGUUCACUUUUCUUAAAGGUGCAACCCUGUGUGUAAUAGGAGCAGAUCGCAGCUCAUUGAGGCAGACUGUGGGAAGGCUGGAGCUGGAGGAGCAGUGGAGGUUUAGACUCAGUGACGAGUUUAAGACUGCCAACGCCAAAGAAGACCGGCCUCUGUUCUUCCUGACUGGAAAACACAUCUGAUUGAAGCAAAUGGUCAAUGGGAGCUGAAUUAAAGGGCAAGAGUCCCUAGAAAUACAGCAGAGUGUUUGUGUUUUAAUAGCUCACAGCAGGACAUUGAUUGUGAAGCUGCUGCUCGAACUCUUGAUGACAGGUAACAGGCUUUGCCAUGAUAUACUGUAGUUUAUACAAUUAAAGACCUGCAUUAAGUAUAUUGUUUUAAAACCAAAGGCGUUUCAUAUGCUACCAUAUGUUUUGACGAUGGCCAGAGAUUUGGUGCAGACACAAUGAAAACUUAAAGGUGGAAACAGGGAAGACACUAUCAUUUGUGUGCAAUGUAAGCCUAUUUUUGGCUAACUUUAUAGUGCAUAGUUUUUAGAUGCAUGAUGCAUGUCUAGAUGCAUGUUUUGCAGAUUUUUUUUUUUUUUUUUUUUUACAGAAAACAUUUAAAAGUAUAUAUUUUUAGUUAUAGAUCAUGUAAAAAAGUACUUAUUUUCUGUGUGCAGCUCUGUCCUGGUACAAUAUAUUUUUUCUAACGUUUAUAUAUGUAAGGAGCAAAUGUAUUAUUUUAUAGCAACCUUUUCAAGUAUGUACAGUUUUAUAUGUC
Molecule: messenger RNA, 6680 nt
Organism: Cyprinodon variegatus (sheepshead minnow)
Lineage: Eukaryota; Metazoa; Chordata; Actinopteri; Cyprinodontiformes; Cyprinodontidae
Gene: greb1
Product: growth regulation by estrogen in breast cancer 1
Exons: 35
Coding region: 197-6097 (1966 amino acids)
Biological process (GO): multicellular organism development
Source: RefSeq, a predicted model, not a curated record